Gasterosteus aculeatus aculeatus (three-spined stickleback) is the source of this 5014-nucleotide messenger RNA. RefSeq names its product potassium voltage-gated channel, subfamily H (eag-related), member 6a (gene kcnh6a). Lineage: Eukaryota; Metazoa; Chordata; Actinopteri; Perciformes; Gasterosteidae. Gene Ontology annotation, molecular function: inward rectifier potassium channel activity. The record is from RefSeq and is a predicted model, not a curated record. Gene Ontology annotation, biological process: regulation of heart rate by cardiac conduction; potassium ion transmembrane transport; membrane repolarization during cardiac muscle cell action potential. Gene Ontology annotation, cellular component: plasma membrane.
GCAGCUCGGCCCCGUGGAGCCGCGGAGGGUGGAAGGGGAGUGGACCUAGAGGCGUAGGAGCCCAGUCUUCGCUGUCCGGAUCGCGCACUGUCCAAACUUGAGGGAUAAUGCUGCGAUUAUCCAAAUAACAAACCGAGAUAUCCCGCAGCUCCUGUUUUCAUCGAUUUCAUCAACCAAAAGGGGUUUUCUUUUUUUUCUUUUCGUUUUUGCCGUGAGGAAACCAAAUAGCAAGGAAUCGUUUUUUUUCCUCAUUUUUAAAUCUUUAAAAAUGUGGCAUAUUGCUUUUGAAGUACCCUAGUUUACUCCCCCCCCCUCCUCAAUAUCAGCGUGCAACAUCCUGCAUAUGCCAUCACCCUGGCAACCAGACCAUCGGUCCAUCAGCCUCCUGUGCUCCAGCUCUCACCACCAUCAGCCCUCACCACCAUCAGCCCUCACCACCAUCAGCUCUCACCACCAUCAGCCGCAGCCUGCGAGGGAAAUCAAGCCCUCGUCGUCUAAGUGGAAGCAGGGUUUGUUUUUGUUUUCUACAAAGGGGGUGAUGCUCAUUUUUCUUCCUUUCUUUAUUUUAUUUUUAAAGUAGUAAGGUUCAUGUGUCGGAGAAGUCUUUUCUCCCAGCACCAAAAUGCCUGUGAGACGCGGUCAUGUUGCGCUCCAGAACACCUACCUGGACACCAUCAUCAGGAAAUUCGACCAGCAAAAUCGCAAAUUUCUGAUAGCCAACGCCCAGACGAAAAACUGUGGCAUCAUCUAUUGCAACGAAGGCUUCUGCCAGAUGUUUGGUUUCGCCAGGGCGGAGAUCAUGCAGCAGCCCUGCACCUGCCAGUUCUUGGUGGGUCCCGGCACCAUGAAGAGCGCCCUGGCCCAACUGGCUGAGGCCCUGCUUGGCUCAGAGGAGCUCAAGGUGGAGAUCCUCUACUACGAUAAAGAAGGAACCUGUAGACCAUGCCUUGUAGACGUUGUCCCCGUCAAAAACGAAGAAGGUCUUGUGAUCAUGUUCAUCCUCGACUUCCAGGAGCUGGUUGAUCCUUCUCUCAAGAAGUCAGGCCUCAAGCAGAGAGUUGCCCAAGGAUUUAUAUACUGUCAGAACCGCAGGUUGAAGAUGAGGCUACCGGUGCUGCGGUCCAUGCGACAACCUUCACUUUCCAAAGAUCAGUUUGAAGGAGUGGUCGUGGACUACCUGCAGCCAAAUGGCGAGGAUGUCUCCCUCAAAGAGUUUCGUGUCCCAUCCAAGGAGAGCUGCAUGCAGUCUGAGACCGAAGCCCUCAUAGAACAGGACCUCGAUCCUCCGUCCCCUGCAGCCCAGUCCUCCACCCAGCGCCGCUCCCUGCUGACGGACCGCCUGGACCCCAGCGACGCCUUCCCCAGGGGUCCGCUACCUCUGAGCUGUCUUCGGGACAGCGUCCGCAGCCUUCGACGCGCCUCGUCGCUGGACGGCAUUGAUGGCAUGAGGGCCGAAUGGAGCAGUCGACCCGGGGACGUCCAAACCAACAGCAAUCUGAAGCCGAGUGCUCUGAACUCUACGUCGGACUCGGACCUGAUGAGACAUCGGACCAUCGGCCGCAUCCCUCAGGUCACUCUCACUUUUGGCUCGGACCGGUUGAGACCCCCUUCGCCCACUGAGAUUGAAAUCAUUGCACCCAGCAAGAUUAAAGACCGAACCCAGAAUGUCACUGAGAAGGUCACUCACGUCACUCAGGUGUUGUCCCUCGGUGCCGACGUGCUGCCAGAGUACAAGCUCCAGGCCCCACGCAUCCACAAAUGGACCAUCCUUCACUACAGCCCCUUCAAAGCCGUGUGGGACUGGGUCAUCCUGCUGCUGGUCAUCUACACCGCCAUCUUCACACCGUACUCGGCCGCCUUCCUUCUCAACGAGGUGGAGGAGGAGCGGAGGAGAACUUGCGGCUACACCUGCAACCCUCUCAACGUGGUGGACCUGGUGGUGGAUGUCAUGUUUAUCGUGGACAUACUCAUCAACUUCAGGACCACCUACGUCAACCACAACGACGAGGUGGUCAGCCACCCAGGUCGCAUCGCGCAGCACUACUUCAAGGGCUGGUUCCUGAUUGAUAUUGUGGCUGCCAUCCCCUUCGACCUGCUCAUAUUCCGCACCGGGUCUGAAGAGCCUCAGACAACCACUCUGAUUGGAUUACUGAAAACAGCCAGGCUGCUGAGGUUGGUCCGAGUGGCCAGGAAGUUGGACCGCUACUCGGAAUACGGAGCCGCAGUCCUUUUCCUCCUCAUGUGCACCUUUGCACUCAUCGCCCACUGGCUGGCCUGCAUCUGGUACGCCAUCGGCAACGUGGAGCGCACUGGUUCUGCGCGCAUCGGAGGCAUGAAGAUUGGCUGGCUGGACAACCUGGCCGACCAGAUCGGUAAACAGUACAAUGAUAGUGACGCAGCCUCGGGCCCCUCCAUCAAGGACAAGUAUGUUACAGCCCUGUACUUCACCUUCAGCAGCCUGACCAGUGUGGGUUUUGGGAACGUUUCACCCAACACCAACCCAGAGAAGAUCUUCUCUAUCUGCGUCAUGCUCAUUGGCUCCCUGAUGUACGCCAGUAUCUUCGGUAACGUGUCCGCAAUCAUUCAGAGACUUUAUUCCGGAACGGCCCGGUAUCACACCCAGAUGCUGCGGGUCAAAGAGUUCAUCCGUUUUCAUCAGAUCCCAGGAAGCCUGAGACAGAGGCUGGAGGAGUACUUUCAACAUGCCUGGUCCUACACCAACGGCAUCGACAUGAAUGCUGUUUUAAAGGGGUUUCCUGAGUGUCUACAGGCUGACAUCUGCCUCCAUUUGAACCGCAGCUUGCUACAGAACUGCAAAGCUUUUCGAGGUGCCAACAAAGGCUGUCUGCGUGCUCUGGCUAUGCGAUUCAAGACCACCCACGCUCCACCGGGUGACACCCUGGUCCACAGCGGGGACAUUCUCACCGCUGUCUACUUCAUUUCUAGAGGCUCUAUAGAGAUCCUCAGGGACGAUGUGGUGGUGGCCAUACUAGGAAAGAACGACAUCUUUGGAGAAUCCAUCAGUCUGUAUGGGCGGCCAGGUAAAUCGAGCGCUGAUGUCCGGGCUUUGACCUACUGUGACCUUCACAAGAUCCUGAGAGACGACCUGCUGGAAGUGCUGGACAUGUAUCCCGACUUCUCCAAUGUGUUCUGGAACAACUUGGAGAUCACCUUCAACCUGAGAGAUGCAGAUAGAAUACAGCAGCCAACCCCGGGCAGAGACUCUGAAUGUGGCUACCGCCGGACGAGGCAUCGGAAAAGCUCCCUGCGUCGCCGAAACCGACCGGACGGCAUGGAUCGUGAAGACUCUUGCCCCAAUCAGUCGUGUCCAAUGGCAAACCACCAGCAGGGAACCAUGUCAGGGUCCCAUUGGGAAGGUCUCUGCAGCAGUGCUAGCAUCUGUUCACAGUCCAGCGAUGAGGAGAUUAGGCCCAUGGGACAUAGGAAAGGGGAGCUGUUCCCGACAGGAGACACCAGAGACUACCUCCCGGCAGUGGUCAACCUCCUGCCUCAGAGUGGACCCUCGGCUGGGAUGGGACCGCCUGUAGACCUCACAGGACCCCAAUACUCAGCAACAGCCCCGAUCAGCACGUCAGGCCUGUAUGGAUACUGGCCAGAGCGCGGAGCCAGCCAGUUCUCAGAGGGCCAGAGACGACCGUCUUCAGGCCGGACCAGUUACCACCCUACGCCCUGCGCCGAGCAUCGAUCCAGCGAGCUGGACUCCAGGCUGGAGCUUCUACAGUCCCAGUUAAACCGGCUGGAGACUCGAAUGACAGCGGACAUCAACGUGAUCCUGCAGCUCCUCCAGAGGCAGAUGGUCCCGGUGCCUCCGGCCUAUAGCGCUGUGUCCCCCAGUCCUCACCCACCUCACCCCACUGCAUUGUACAGCCCAGGAGAACCCACAACCCACUCUGUCCCUCCAAUGCAGCCAGUACACAUCGACAAUACUGCCUCACCACUGCAGAGUCCAGGAUCUGUCUUCAACCACAAAUCCCAGGAAUCUCUGUCCAGUGGGAUCCAUCUCACUGUUGCCUCCGAUGACACGGUGUCCAUGUCGCCGGAGGCCGAGCCUCCACAUCUGCCCUCUGUGGACCUCAUCCCUCCUCAAUUUUCAGUGGCCCAAGAGCUUCCCGGACUGCUAUGUGUCAGCCAGCGCUUCCCCUCCCUCCCUGAGCACCUGGAGACCCCCACAGAGAUGCAGAAGAUCCACAGGCAUGUCUCCAACCCUGUCUUACCAGGCAGCUAGAACAAUACCAACACCACCCAAAAGCCUGGUCCUUUGGAGAGGACUAUCUUCCCCACUCUGUUACUGUCCCUUUUCUCCCUUCAGACCUCCCCUCCCCCGUUCAGAUGCUGCUGUAGGACGUGGGACGCCCCGCCUUGCACGUCACUGAGGGUUCAGAGUGCCUCCUGUUUCUUACGUACAGACUCUACUGCGCCUUCACAGGCUGCCAUGGUUUUGUGCUCCAGCGUUCGAGGUCCUGCGCACUGAUGAGAUUAUUUCUGCCCAGCAGAGUGGGCAAAUUGUAGGAUGAGUGAGUGGACAGUAAAGACAUACAACAAAAACAUGCGUCAUGCUGUUGCUGGGUCCCAAACCAAAGAGAGGUGAAAUGUCAAGGACUUGUAAUGUGUUUCACAAGUGAAGAAUUAUCUGCAUUCACUUUGUAUAAGAAUUGCACAAUUAGACUUGAGCUUAGACAAAUGUAAUCGUUUAUUUCCCUAAUAUUAGAGAUGUAUAAGUCUUAGGAAAAAUACAUCUAGGAAUUGUAAUAAACUAUGAAGUUAGUGAUACACUUUUGUUGCUUUACUUUAUGUUGAAAAAAAUAUCAAAAUAGAUAAUGUAGCUGUCUAUCACCCUGAAGGAUUCAAUGCAGUGUUUAGAGGAGCAUUCUAUGAAAAGUGUGAUUUUCAUCUCAUAUUUCAUGAUUCAACAUUUAGACUGAAUAAACAGACUUGUCACUGGCUCAUGAGAAGGUAUUACAACAUGCACAAACAAGUAUACCUGUGAAAUCUU